AUGAAUAACUUCACAGAAACAAACAAUUACGACUUAGCAUCUCAAGAACCACCAGACAUAGGAGCUAUGCAAAUUGAAGAUAAAAACCUAACUACUCCACCACCAUCCUUUCUGCAAACUUUAAUUUCAAAGAAGCAUCCCCCAACAAUUCCUUCUAUACAGCAGAGCAUGGAACUACAACUAGACUUGUCUGAUGAAAGUCUCCAUUGUAGUCAAGACGACGACAUAUUUAUACCAAUUACUACUGAGGAUAAAUGUCGUUUAUACACUCCUUGGAAAUACUCCAUCAUAGUCAAAGUAUUUGGUAGGAAAAUAGUGCACCAAAUACUACAAAAUAAAUUACUUGCCUUAUGGAACCCAUCUGAAGAUAUUCAUCUUAUUGAUCUAGGCUCUGAUUUCUUCCUCAUAAAGUUCCAAAAGGAAGAAAACAUGCUUAAGGCAUUACAUGGAGGGUCAUGGUUCGUCUUGAAUCACUUCCUAUCCAUUAGGCAAUGGGAGCCAAAGUUCAUAGCUUCGGCCACUCAACUCACAUACUCAGCAAUAUGGGUUCGCUUACCAGAGCUUCUUACUGAGUUUUAUGAUGAGCAAAUCUUAUAUAAGGUGGGUUCAAAGUUGGGACAGCUGCUAAAAGAGGAUGCUUGCACAUCUUCUACAACUAGGGACAAGUAUGCAAGGAUAUGCAUAGAGGUCCCGUUGGAAAAACCACUAAAGUCGCAUAUUCUUAUAGGGCACCAUAAACAGAUCUUAUUAUACGAAGGCCUAAACAUAUUGUGCACAAGCUGUGGUCGCUUUGGACAUACGACUAUAAGCUGCCUUUUUACAGCACAAAAAACAUAG
Messenger RNA from Nicotiana attenuata, 837 nucleotides. RefSeq lists its product as uncharacterized. The record is from RefSeq and is a predicted model, not a curated record. Bases 1 to 837 code for a protein of 278 amino acids. The transcript has a single exon. Lineage: Eukaryota; Viridiplantae; Streptophyta; Magnoliopsida; Solanales; Solanaceae.